Adelges cooleyi (spruce gall adelgid) is the source of this 2819-nucleotide messenger RNA. RefSeq names its product sphingomyelin phosphodiesterase 4. The record is from RefSeq and is a predicted model, not a curated record. Bases 303 to 2627 code for a protein of 774 amino acids. Lineage: Eukaryota; Metazoa; Arthropoda; Insecta; Hemiptera; Adelgidae. Gene Ontology annotation, biological process: sphingomyelin catabolic process; glycerophospholipid catabolic process; ceramide biosynthetic process. The transcript has 14 exons. Gene Ontology annotation, molecular function: sphingomyelin phosphodiesterase D activity.
UCACACACAAUAUGACGUCCGCGGGCCAUUAAUAUUGCUGUCUGUUUUGCGUCAAAUACAUGCUGCGACGUCCGUUGCAAUCAACGCUCAUGUGACCCCAGCCUAAUCGGUUAUUCGUUAUUGAUAAGGAGAAUUAUUCCAGUAAUAUUUUUCGUCAAACAAAAUACAAAUUACUAUUUAAUAUUUAUGCAAUAACUAAAUAGGUACUCGUUGUUCAUUUUUCCAUAAGCGUUUACAUUUUUAAAACAGACUUACAUUUAUUUAUACGUUUGGUAUUAUGAUAAUUUAAAUUCGUGACAACUAUGAAUUCUCCAUUAUUUUGUUAUUCUUCAACAUCUACGCGAAGUAUUUCGCCGUCAUUUACACCGUCACCACAUAAAGAUUCUACUCCUAACUUAUCGAUAAUAGAGACUUGCUGUUUAUUGGCAAAUCGCAUUGAAGAAUGGCAUGAGAGAGAUUUACAAAAUUCAUUUAUUGACGUCAUUUAUGAAAUUUUAGGACGUUCAUCAAGUAGAGGAUGGAACCUAGAUCAACUAAAAAUUAGGGUACACUACACUAAUAAGUAUAUGAGUAAAGAAGCGGAGAAUGUAUAUUAUUUAUUAAAUUGUCAAGGACCUAUUUUCAAACUAUGCUACAAACUACUUUCCAACAGUUUAAAUAAAUUUCAUGUUUAUUUUUCUGAUUUACCUUUUGAAUUAGCUAAACGACUCGAACAGUUAUCACCCAGAUCGUUUUAUGGUGUACGAUUUUUUCAUCAUGCAGAUUCAAAUAUACCAAUUGGUCUCCAUCUUAAUUCUUUUGAGUUUUACAUGUUUCACUUUGCUGUUUAUGGAUUGAAGUUGGUUAAGAAUGAUAAUUUAAGUACAGAUAUUGAUCCCAGCAUAGAAUCUUUGUAUAGAUAUUUGUGCUUAGAGUAUCUGAAUUGUUUUCUACCUCUUGAAAAUUCUGCUGCUAUGGUACCUCCUCAGAUACAAUUUAAUGUGUUGUCGACAAUGCAGCAACAAAAACCAUAUUCUAGUACAAAUAAAACUUCUAGUUUCAUUCGAAAGGAUGUUGCAUCCAUGAAAGAUUUAAGAUUUAAGAUGUUAAGUAGUGAUGUUGAAAAUUCUUCAUGCGUGUUGACUUCAGAAGCAACAUGGCGCAGUGAAUUGCUUGCAUACUAUUUUACUGACAUAUGGUUAAGCCAUAAUGUUAAUUGUGGGCCUUCAUCUGAUUUAACAAAACUGAUUAGAUGUUUUUUAAAACACUUGCAUUGCUACACAAAUUGCGCUGAUCACAAGCCUGUGGAUAAUUUAAAGCUAGUAUUGGCUGCUCGUCACAGGGGAAAAAUUUAUCAAUAUUUGGCGUAUUACAUGGACCAUUGGCCACAGGACUUUUCGUUUCGUUUAUUGUUAGAGAAUUGGCUAAGCUACAUUCAGCCUUGGCGUUAUGAUGGAACAAUGAAACAUCAAGUAAUGAUCUCAGAAAAGGAAAUGAACGACAAGUGGAGAAUAUUUAUCAUCAGGAAUUUAUUAUGUUACACAAAACUUUUUUACUGGGCUAUUAAACGGUUCAACUGUAUUGAUAUUUGUUCUCCUCGAUAUUCAGCUAUGAUUUUUCGAUUGCUAAAAGUGUUCACUCAUCCGUAUUUGUUAAAAAUUGUACUUGAUGUGGAACAUAGUUAUUUAAAUAAUCAACCAGCCCAUAAAAAAUGGAAUUUGUUGUUGUCUGAAAGUUUAAUUGAAGCCGAAGGACCUAUGUUUAAAUAUGAAGCAAUGUUUUCUGAAGACCGCACCUUGGAGUAUAAAUUAUUCCACAACAAACUACAAAAGUCAUUAGACUAUGCAGCUCAAGAACUGUAUCGUUUUCAAGAAGAUAGAAAAGACAGAUAUAAUACAUCAAUGUUAGACUUGAUGUUAUCUCCAAGGAAAAACAAAAUAUCCGAUUUUUCCUUGCCUGAGUGGGAAGAGAUUCACACAAAUAUUAAAUCUUCAAAAUUAUUCAUGGAACAAAUUGUAAGUAUUAAUGUUACAAAUACUCCAAUAGCAGCAGAUAUGUCAGCAUCUUCUUUAUCCAGUAUAUAUCUUAAUCAAAGUCAGCAUUCCAUGUACACUUCUUUACCACCACAAUCGCCGACUGUUACAUGUUUAGGACAGAAUUUAUCUCGAUCUCCACCUAGGGUUGUAUUUCGCACAAAAGAAUGGGAGAUUGAUCCAGAUUUUCAAAACACUCUGUCGUAUGAAAACCAUUUUCUUGUACAAUUGAGUAUUUCCUGUAGAAAAGCUGUAGAACGUUUUUGGUAUCCAUAUGUAUUAACCAUGUCCACAACAGAGAGUGUUCUAGCUGGUGUUUUACGGCAAACAAUUAUUCGACAACCAAUGAAAAUUUAUACUUAUGAGCCUCGACAAGAUGGUUCCGGAAGACGCAUAAGGACGCCGAAAACUGUUCCUCCGACAAUCAGCUUUCGAUCAUUGGCUUCUUAUUUUAAAAUAGCAUGGGUUUUAUUUGUUUUAAUAUUGUUUUUCAAAUUCAAUAGUUUGACAUUUUGUAUAAUUGUUUGGUAUAUUUUACGCAUAAGCUUUAUGUGUAUUAAAUACCUUAUAGGAUAUGCUCCGCCAUACAAGUGGGACGACUUAAGUGAAAAUUAGUAUUUUACUCAUCAGGCAACCUUAUUGUAUUUUUGUUUUGUUUAAUAAGUUAACAAAUUAAUUUCUCAAAGACAUUUUUUUCAAUUUUAAUUUUUAAAAACCAUUUUUGACAGUUAAUUGUUAAUUAAUGUAUAUAAAGGGUUACAACUUUUCAUUAUAAUAUUAUAAUUACAUAAGUUUUAUACAACUUAA